Penicillium cataractarum is the source of this 1254-nucleotide messenger RNA. RefSeq lists its product as uncharacterized. The coding region runs from base 1 to 1254 and encodes 417 amino acids. The record is from RefSeq and is a predicted model, not a curated record. NCBI's taxonomy places the organism in Eukaryota, Fungi, Ascomycota, Eurotiomycetes, Eurotiales, Aspergillaceae. The transcript has 3 exons.
AUGGAUGGAGAUCAAGGCAUCAAGCAGAAUGAGCGGUUAAUGGCACGGUCCAUCAAUGCAGCCAGCAGAGGCCGAGGCCGUGCAGCCGAUCGCUUCUCACAAGCCAUGCAUACACGUGGAGACCCAACGGGGAUUUCACAGGCGCCAGACCGCGCUACCAUGUCCUACGAUUAUGGAUACACAGGCAACACUUUCCCCGGCGGUUCAUUGCAGCCAAACGACAUACAGGCCUUUGGGGCCGACUAUUUGCGGCCGCGACAGGCGCCGCAUCCAUCACUGGGACAUUCCUCGCAAGCCUCAGUGCAAGCGCAUCUCGCGCAGCAACAUCAACAUCAAUCCAACCCAGAGGCAGCACAGCAACAAUCUCGACGGCGCGCAGCGGCCGAAACCACCCCAUUGGUUCCGUACGAGUCUGCUAUGCUGUACGGCUUCAGUCAGCAGGGUUCAGCUCAUGGACCCUUUGACGUUGUCCCACAAUACUCGACACGGCAGUCUGCAGCGAUUGAAGCCCUGUCGAACCAGAUGGCCAUUCCACAAUAUUUUCCAGAGGAACCCACGGGGACAGGGGUCCCCGGACUCUCGCCAUAUCUGAAUACGCUGCCAUAUAAUCAACCCGGUCCCAUGGCACAAGCUAGCAAUGCACCUCCUUUUCCGACUACGAUGGCUGAUUUCACGUCCAUUGGGACCGGAUCGUCUGUGGACCAGCCACAGCAUCAGGUUGAUCCGUCUCAGCAGUCUGGUACCGACCCUUCCAGUCUUGACCAAGCGUAUGCGCAGUACCAGCGUGCUUUGCGGAGCACUUUUGAUCAGACCCGUGCCGGACGAUUGGUAGAGGCGAGCGAAUCGCUGAUGGAAAUUUCCGAGUGGCUUGUCACUAACGCACGGGAUCUUGGAAUUCUGCGCGACGAGCAUCAGCUGUACCCGGACCGCUUACAGCUCUGGAAUGACUUCAAUCUCUGCUGGCUAGCCGUCUGCCAGAAACAAAAAGAUUUGACCCAGGAUGUCGUGGCGACAGGUCACCAAUCACCCCAGACCAGUCUACUGAGCCGGGAUCGAAUGGAGGCCAUGGGCAAGGACUUGAUUCAGCUUUGCGACGAGCUGGAACAGCACGGAUUGGUUGAUUAUCAGAUGGGAAUUUGGGAGGAGGAGAUUCUUUCCGUCCUGGGUCAAUGUUUGGAUUUGAUAGAGAGUAGACCCGAACUCCUUCACAUGCAGACCAUCCCCGAGCCUGCGACUGCAACACAACGACCAUGA